This is a messenger RNA of Condylostylus longicornis, 1599 nucleotides long. RefSeq names its product tubulin alpha-1 chain. Lineage: Eukaryota; Metazoa; Arthropoda; Insecta; Diptera; Dolichopodidae. Gene Ontology annotation, biological process: microtubule cytoskeleton organization; mitotic cell cycle. The record is from RefSeq and is a predicted model, not a curated record. Gene Ontology annotation, molecular function: structural constituent of cytoskeleton; GTP binding. The transcript has 2 exons. Gene Ontology annotation, cellular component: microtubule; cytoplasm. The coding region runs from base 161 to 1513 and encodes 450 amino acids.
AACGAUUUUUAGAAACCUAUAAGUACUGGUGCAAAGGGAAAUUUUCGUCAUAAUCUGUUUGGAAAGCUACAUAGCCGGCUGUUCGAAACGGAAGUGUAGAUUUUAAUUUAAAAAAAUUAAUUUGUAAUUUGUGAAAUUUCUUUUACAUAAAUAAAUCAAAAUGCGUGAAUGUAUCUCAGUUCAUGUUGGUCAAGCUGGUGUUCAAAUUGGUAACGCCUGCUGGGAAUUGUACUGUUUAGAACAUGGUAUUCAACCUGAUGGUCAAAUGCCUUCAGAUAAAACAGUUGGAGGUGGUGAUGAUUCAUUUAACACCUUCUUUAGUGAAACUGGAGCUGGUAAACAUGUUCCUCGUGCUGUGUUUGUUGACUUAGAACCAACAGUUGUUGAUGAAGUACGUACUGGAACUUAUAGACAAUUGUUCCAUCCAGAACAACUAAUUACAGGAAAGGAAGAUGCUGCAAAUAAUUAUGCCCGUGGUCAUUAUACCAUUGGCAAAGAAAUAGUUGAUCUAGUAUUGGACAGAAUUCGUAAAUUGGCUGAUCAAUGUACAGGUCUUCAAGGCUUCUUAAUUUUCCACUCUUUUGGUGGAGGUACUGGUUCUGGUUUCACUUCUUUGUUAAUGGAACGUUUAUCAGUUGAUUAUGGUAAAAAAUCAAAAUUAGAGUUCGCCAUUUACCCAGCUCCGCAAGUAUCUACAGCUGUCGUUGAGCCAUACAAUUCUAUUUUGACAACCCACACCACUUUGGAACAUUCAGAUUGUGCUUUUAUGGUUGACAAUGAAGCUAUUUACGAUAUUUGUCGCAGAAAUUUGGAUAUAGAGAGACCAACUUACACUAACUUAAACAGAUUAAUUGGUCAAAUUGUGUCCUCAAUCACAGCUUCACUACGUUUCGAUGGUGCACUUAACGUUGAUUUAACUGAAUUCCAAACAAAUUUGGUCCCAUAUCCACGUAUUCAUUUUCCAUUGGUAACAUAUGCCCCAGUAAUUUCAGCAGAAAAAGCUUACCAUGAACAAUUAUCUGUUGCUGAAAUUACAAAUGCUUGUUUCGAACCUGCCAAUCAAAUGGUUAAAUGCGACCCACGUCACGGUAAAUAUAUGGCUUGUUGUAUGUUAUAUCGAGGCGAUGUUGUACCAAAAGAUGUUAAUGCAGCUAUUGCUACAAUUAAAACCAAGCGUACUAUUCAAUUUGUUGAUUGGUGUCCAACUGGUUUUAAAGUUGGUAUUAAUUAUCAACCGCCAACUGUAGUACCAGGUGGUGAUUUAGCUAAAGUUCAACGAGCAGUUUGUAUGUUGUCUAACACCACAGCCAUUGCUGAAGCUUGGGCUCGUUUAGAUCACAAGUUUGAUUUAAUGUACGCCAAAAGAGCUUUCGUUCAUUGGUAUGUAGGAGAAGGUAUGGAAGAAGGUGAAUUCUCUGAAGCACGUGAAGAUUUAGCUGCUUUAGAAAAAGAUUACGAAGAAGUUGGAAUGGACUCUGGUGAUGGUGAAGGCGAAGGGGCAGAAGAAUAUUAGAAACAAAGUCUUCUGCAAAAAUUAAAAAAAAGGCAACCCUCACCUUAUAUGCAGAAAAAAAGAAAUAAAUGCAAAUUCAAUUAAAA